GUUUUUUGACAACUCCGUUCAGUCCAUCAUGGCUGGUGAUAGCGAUGGUCUCGUUGGUCAUUAUUUGAGUAUAUUUUCAAUUCCCGUUUUAACAUGUACUUUAUUCACGAUUUGACAACAAUUACAUCCAAAACUGCACCAUGUCCAAGCAUAAAAAAUCCGGAAAAAAGCAUACUUCCAGCAAUUUAGCAGAUGUUACAAUCAACGACUUCGCCAACUCUUCAGUGUGCAAAAACCGUAUAAAAAAAUCCACCGCAAACGUAAAUAAAGUACUACAAAAACAACUAGAAGACGACAAAAACUGGGACGAAAAAACCGACGAUUUCGAAGGUAAUUUCGUCGAACAAGAAAACGAAGAUGGGACCAUUUCAUACGUUAUCCAAAAAACUGAACCACGACGAAGAAAAAAAACAGUUUCAAGCAGCGAAGACCGAAAAUAUGAAAACACUGGAAACGAAUAUCCCAUAGACAUUUGGUUCCUAAUUUCGGAAUACAUUCGACCUGAAGAUGUCGGACGAUUUGCUGGAAUUUGCAAAGCAUCGUACGAAGUCGUUUCCACAGCAAAGUUUUGGUUCUCCAUGUAUAAACGGUACUACAAAAACGUGCCAAAUCUACCGGAACGACUUCACCCCGAAUGUUUGUUCCGGAAGUAUGGCAUACGAACGUCUGUAAUAAGGGCCCUAAAUUUCAUGUACAAACCAUUUAUCUCACGCUUGAAGUCUCUAGAAAGACUAGAGCAACAUCCAGACACUUUGAAAAAAAGUCAAUGCGUUUUAAUGUGGCAUAAGAAAACUGAAAACCAGUGCCUGUACUUUUUCAAAAUGAAGGUUAACGUCCACCACCACAGGACACAGAAACCUGGUCAUAGACCAGACCUUCUGGAGAUGUUGGACGAUGUGUUUGCAAAUCAAGACGAAAGUUGCCGCAUUUUACAAGUCACUUGCAAACACCUUAUUCCAAUAGCUCCAGUGUUAGGUUUAACCCUAACUUCAGCGCAGUUAAAUCUAUCUUCUGAACUAAGAUCGUAUAAAUUACAGUUGUGGUUCGGUUCUGAGAUACAGAGUUGUAAACCACUGUCAACAGGUGGUAAUACACUUAUUAUCCUGGAACCUGUGAUCAAUGUUCGAGUGCUGGACUGGUGGCACCCUCUUUAUCCACACAGCCAUAAUUUGGAGUAUUUGUGCAACCAGGAAUAGGGUCACGUUCGUUUACAUGGAUAAUCAAAGCUAAACAAACCCCUCUACCAAAACCCCCGUUUCAAUAGCUACGUGUUUAGAUGGUGAACAGUUUGAAUUUCUCAACUGUAAUAUUUCCGAUGUAUUUAUUUUUACGAAUAAAUUUUUUAUUUCGUUUCUAA
Tribolium castaneum (red flour beetle) is the source of this 1357-nucleotide messenger RNA. RefSeq names its product fates-shifted (gene fsd). The coding region runs from base 141 to 1196 and encodes 351 amino acids. NCBI's taxonomy places the organism in Eukaryota, Metazoa, Arthropoda, Insecta, Coleoptera, Tenebrionidae. Gene Ontology annotation, cellular component: SCF ubiquitin ligase complex. The record is from RefSeq and is a predicted model, not a curated record. The transcript is spliced from 2 exons. Gene Ontology annotation, biological process: regulation of protein stability.